This is a messenger RNA of Ananas comosus (pineapple), 1713 nucleotides long. RefSeq names its product histone-lysine N-methyltransferase ASHR2. NCBI's taxonomy places the organism in Eukaryota, Viridiplantae, Streptophyta, Magnoliopsida, Poales, Bromeliaceae. The transcript has 2 exons. Gene Ontology annotation, molecular function: protein binding. Bases 106 to 1368 code for a protein of 420 amino acids. The record is from RefSeq and is a predicted model, not a curated record.
UGUAAACAAAUUUAUUAAGCAACGAGGUGGAGAAGAUCUCUCUCGUCUCUCCCUCUCCUUACCUGGCAGCUGCGGCGGCGGUAGAAGCAGUUGCAAGCAGCAAGCAUGGCGGGUGCGGCGGCGUCAUCGUCCUCAGCGUCGCCGUCUCCCUGUUCUCCUCUGGUCCGCGUUAGCGAAGUCGCCGGGCGGGGGCGGGCCCUGGUGGCGAGCCGGCGCAUCCUUCCGGGCGAGGUGGUGCUGGCAGACUCGCCGCUCCUCCUCUACCCCUCCUCCCUCGCCGCCCUCUCCUCCUACUGCUCCCGCUGCUUCCGCUCCCUACCCCUUUCUCCUCCUCCUCUCCGCUGCCCCUCCUGCUCCCUCGCCUUCUUCUGCCCCUGCUGCUGCUGCUCCCACUCCCACUCCCACUCCCACCCCGUCCUCCUCUGCCGCGCCCUCCCCCUCCUCUCCAAGGCCUCCUCCUCCCUCUCCCCCGACCUCAUCCCCUCCCUCCUCUUCCUCCUCUCCGCCUACUCCCUCCCCUCCCCCUCCCUCCUCCGCCUCCUCUCCCUCUCCUCCUCCGCCUCCGCCUCCGCCUCCGCCUCCGCCCCGCCCGAAGCCCUAGCCCUCCACUCCCUCCUCCUCUCCUCCCUCCAUCUCCCCCGCGACCUCCUCCCCGGCUCCUUCUCCCCCGACCUCACCGCCGCCCUCCUCGCCAGGGACAAGACCAACGCCUUCGCCCUCAUGGAGCCCUCCGCCGCCGCCCCCGCCCCCGGCCCCGCGCCCACCCGGGGAGUCCGCGCCUACGGGAUCUACCCCGACGCCGCCUUCUUCAACCACGACUGCCUCCCCAACGCCUGCCGCUUCGACUACGUCGACGGGCCCGGCGACCGGAACGCCGAUUUGACCGUCAGGGCGCUGCACGAGAUCCCCCAAGGGAGGGAGGUGUGCAUCAGCUACUUCCCCGCCAACUGGAGCUACAAGGAGAGGCAGACGCGGCUGCUGGAGGACUACGGAUUCCGGUGCGAGUGCGAUCGGUGCCGAGUGGAGAGCCAGUGGAAGGAGAACGACCGCGACCAAGACGAUGAUGAGGACGGCGGUGAAGAGGAGAGGAUGGAGGAGGGCGAAGGAGCAGAGGAGGAUGGGGAAGAGAUGGAGGCGGAAGAAGAAGGGGAGGACGAGGACGGGGACUGGGACGGGGAUUUCCCUCAUGCCUACUUCUUCGUGAGGUUCCUUUGUGAUAGGGAGAAUUGUGGGGGGACGUUGGCUCCUCUGCCGCCGUCAGCAGAUGGUACGCUGUCGAAUGUAUUGGAAUGCAAUGUGUGUGGGCGGUUGAGGAAGGAAGAAGAGGAACUCGGUGGGGGCGGCAAUGGAGAUAUGCUUGAUGAGUGAACUGCGGUGCAGGAUCUGAGGAUUUUUUCCUUAUUGAGCAAAGUAGCUGAUGUAUCGGACCUUUGGCUUCAGGGAGAGAGUUGAAAAUAUCAAAGUACAACGAUUGGCAUCACUAUCUCUGUUUAACAAACUAGGUAGUGAAGGUUUUGUGGGGAACCUUAUUUAUGUAUUAAAUACCUGAGAAUUCAAAAUGUACAAGUAGCAGCUGUAGGUCAGUAGAGAGUUACUUAUUGUUCACCCUCCAAUCCCACUUUUUUUCCCCUUUCUCUAGGAGUCGAUUAGUUUUGGGUGAUUGCACUGUGCUCUUUUAAUUUAAAUCUAUUUUAUUUUUUGAUGCUUGCGGUU